AUGGCCGCCCGGCACCGUGAACGCCCGUCAUGGGCGGCGAGGGAGAGCUCCUGCUCGUCCGAGCCAUCCAUCGGGCGGAACGACCCGACAGAUCAUGAAUGGACAUGGUGCCGUGAGAAGAUUACAUGGCUGUACUGGGAGCAGAACCUCCCGGUCCAACAGGUACAGGAGAUUAUGAGGCGCGAACACGGCCUCGAAGCAACGCAGAAGAUGUACAAGUCGCGUUUCAGGAAGUGGGGCCUUCGGAAGAAUCUCCGAUCGUAUGAAGCCCGAGAAAUAGUAUCUGGCCAGGCGAAGAAGGCCCAAGACUUCUGGCCGGACUCGAGGCGGCGCGAAUAUGAACGCCGCAUCGCGCGCCACCUGGGAAGACAUGGCCGAAAACAUCCACGUGGCCAGCAAGACCAUCCAGGGCCUAGAGGCAGGUCCCUUGUGAGGCAGCAGCAAGUCUCGGUUGUUCCGGCUCGGCUCAAGGCGCCCGGCAAUCUCGAGACACUUGAGAAAAGCAUCUACGACGUCGACGUUUACAUGCACUUUACCAUGGAUCCGAACAAAACCUGGUUGGCCAACAGAGCAGAACUCGGGGAACAUGAUCAAUUCUUUCCCUUGUUCAUCGGAGGUCUAGAAAAUCUCUCCCGUGAUCUCGAGCCACAAAAGGCCUUCGCGGACAUCGGCGAGGCAUUCGACCACUUGAGAGCGCUCGUCAGCUUCGAUGACCCGGCCGUCUACCACAGACUCGUAGCCCGCUUCUCCUCGUUCAAACAGUACCCGAGCUCCGAGAUCUGUUUCAAGGUGUGUUGCCUGCUUAUUCGGUACCUCAGUGCUCUGUACCGCGAGCUCCACGGCCCGUCGCACCCCCUAGACGGCGUGUGGCCGUCUCACAUCGACGUGUUGGAGUCCCGACAAGGGUCGGAUUUCUUCGAGCGCUACCUCGAGUCGUACAGAGCUCUGGGGGCGAAGCUCUACGCCAGCAGCAAUUGCCUCGACAUCGGCGCGCUAGACCUGUCCAAGUACAUUCCCAGCAGGGUGAGGGAGUGGGACGAAGAAGCCCUGCAGCGGGGUCUUGCCGAGACGCUGUCACAGCCCGCGCUACUCCCCGGCGCUCAAGAGAUCAGACUAGCCCUUGCAGAGCUCCUGCUGCAGCAAAAAAGGAGUGAGGAGGGCGCAUCCUGCCUGAGUGAGGCGGUUUCCUUGAGACACGUGGACGUAGAACCCGACGCGAUUAGAGUCUUCUGGAUGGCGGAGCUGGAGUGGAGAGCUGGCAACCCCGCUGACUGCGUUAUGCUGCUGAAAGAGUCGUUCGAGCUAGCCGAGUCCCAAGGAUUACCGACAGAGCUGGUCGGUACAGAGAAAUGUGGGCUGUCAAAGUUGAGCAUCCUACACACCCUAAUCUUCAGGUUGAACGUCCUUAAUCGACAGCAUGAGAUGGAACAGGCUUGGGCGAGGAUGGCGCCUCUGGUAGCUGCGCUUCGACAUAGGAAACCGCUCACACUCCACCUGACCAGUUCUGACUUCGAGUUGGAUAUCGAUACUAGAUUUGCCGCUAUGACGCUGGAAGAUAAAGACGGGCAAAAGAGCUCAUCAACAACCGCUACUGGUUCGGGAUUUGUCGUGUCUGAGGAAGAAUGA
This is a messenger RNA of Diaporthe amygdali, 1626 nucleotides long. RefSeq lists its product as uncharacterized. The coding region runs from base 1 to 1626 and encodes 541 amino acids. The record is from RefSeq and is a predicted model, not a curated record. Lineage: Eukaryota; Fungi; Ascomycota; Sordariomycetes; Diaporthales; Diaporthaceae. The transcript is spliced from 2 exons.